This is a messenger RNA of Cyprinodon variegatus (sheepshead minnow), 1883 nucleotides long. RefSeq names its product sialidase-3-like. The record is from RefSeq and is a predicted model, not a curated record. Lineage: Eukaryota; Metazoa; Chordata; Actinopteri; Cyprinodontiformes; Cyprinodontidae. Gene Ontology annotation, biological process: oligosaccharide catabolic process; ganglioside catabolic process. The transcript is spliced from 2 exons. Gene Ontology annotation, cellular component: cytoplasm; lysosome; membrane. The coding region runs from base 53 to 1180 and encodes 375 amino acids. Gene Ontology annotation, molecular function: exo-alpha-sialidase activity.
ACACAGAGGAAAACGUUGUUUUUCUCUUCAUGUAAGGUCACCUUUCCCUCUAAUGGCAGCAAUGGACAAAACCGAAUUUGGAAAAACAACUGUCUUCUUGUCAAAGAAGGGGGAAGUGUACAGGAUUCCUGCCCUUUACUAUAAUGAAGAUGAAAAAAAACUGUAUGCUAUUGCAGAGAAACGGACAACAGCACAAGAUUCGGAUGCGGUGGCGCUGGUCAUGAAAAUAGGAACAGUGAGGGAUGAUAACAGCAAGAGGACAGUAGAGUGGACAGAGAAUGAAGAAGUAUUAAUGAAAAAGUGCUCCUGUGGAUAUCGUCCCAUGAAUCCCUGCCUGCUGUUUGAAAAACACACAGGAACACUGUUUCUUUUCUUCGUGUAUGUGAAAAACACAGAGAGCUGGCAGAAAAAGCACCACUGCAACAUGGCCCGUCCUUGCUACAUCAGAAAAAGAACCAAGGACAGCCAGUGGAGUGAGUUCACUGAUCUGACCGAUCAGCUGCCUGAGAUUCACUGCUGGUCAGUGCUUGCCGUUGGACCAGGCCAUGGUCUUCAAACUGACAACGGCACAAUGAUUGUUCCAGCGUAUGCUUACACAGGCCCAAAAGAUAAACCCCCCGUUCCAAAUUCUUUUUUUUUUUGUAGUGAUGAUAAAGGGAAAACAUGGAGAAUUUCUAAAAUGGUGAAAAAAGUUUCUCUAGAGUGUGAGAUGGUGGAGGUAAUUGAUGACAAUAGGAAAAAGGUUAUCUACUGCAAUGCUCGCAAUGAGGGAGGUCUUCGAGUGCAAGCUACGGUUGGUCAAAAUAGUUCUGCUGAGCUUAAACAAUCUCCCAUUCUCGUAGAAACAGGUAAAGGCUGUCAGGGGAGUCUGGUUUCAUUUCCAGCCCAGCCUGCAGCUGCACACACAAAUCAGGUAAACAAAUGGUUACUUUUCUCUCACCCAACAAGUAAGGAUGAGAGGUUGAAUUUAGGAGUCUAUCUGAACAAAACAGCAUCAAGGUUUGACCCGCUUGCAUGGAAACAACUCGGGGUCAUUAAUGAUGGACCCAGUGGUUAUUCUGACCUGGCCUACAUUGGUGACGGCUGGUUUGCAUGUCUAGUGGAGUGUGGGAAGGAAUGUUGUACCGAACAGAUAGCUUGUAUCCUGUUUACUUAUGAUGAACUGAAGCCUGGCAUUUGAAGUAAAGGGUGUGGUACUUAUGCAUAACAGGUUGUUUUACCACUGAGACUUUAAGACAUCAAGAACAUCGCGGACAGGCGCUGCCAGAUCCUCUCCAACGCCAUCCACCCCAACCAUGGGCUGUUUUCCCCCCUGGCAGAAGGUUCCGCAGCAUCUUCUGCAGAACGACCAGACUACUGAACAGCUUCUUCCCCCUGUUCCCCCUGGCCAUCAGACUGCUUAACGCCACACAACACUCCUUUACCUUAGUUUUGUUUUGUUUUCAAUUUAAUGUUUCGUUUUCAAUAAUAUAUGCAAUACAUAUAUAUAUACAUGCACUCUUUACCCUGUAUAUAGCCAGCUCUUACUCAUAGAAAACAUAUUUAUUGUGCAUGAAAAAGGUCUCACCUCUGUUACAGUGGUAGCCAAGUAAUCGACAUUUCGUUGUCAAGAUUCACCUUGUGUUUUUUGUGCAAUGACAAUAAAGGCAGUCUAAGUCUAAAAAUCAGAUUAAUUUUCAGUAUAAGAAAAGAAAUGUUCUAUGGUGUAUUUGGUUUCGUUUACUUACAAUUUCUUUUCAAACAUAAGCCAUAUACUUCAAGAUCCUCAGUUGGUUUCAGUUGUUUUUCUUUUUUGUGCAUCAUCAUCAUCAUCAUUGCUUUGUUAUUGUUUCAAUUAUUUGCACAUUUCUGUGUUUCAUUAUUGGUAGUAUCUGUCUGCAUAU